UAAAUGCGGGUCGCACAUCUCAGCCCGACCCGCCCUGGCCCCGUUGGCAACAGGAAAAAGGCCCAAAUUGCAGCAAUUGAGAACAGAAAGAAUGGCGGCAACGACCGACGAAGAAAUGGACUCUCUCCUCUCCACUGUCGAUCAAAUCUACCAGGACUUCAAGGACGGCGUAGCGGAAAUCCAAUCGGUGAAAUCCGCCUGCAAUGCCGAGGCGAAGAAGCGAGAAGCUCUUGAAUUCACCUGCAACAAUCUCAAACAAGAGAAUGAGCGAUUGACGAGAAUGUACACCGAGUCUCUGAACGACCUUGCUGAUCAGCUCGAACGGCGUAGCACAUGCCAGGGCUUGAAGGAAGAGCUCAAGAGAGUUAGGGAUGUAUGCCUUGGUAAAGAAGAAGAGCAUAGGAAGGCUAUGGAAUUGGUCAAGCAAGACUGUGCAGCCAAGGUUGAGGAAUUGGAGGCUCAAAUUAGAGGGUUUCUUGCGGAAAAGGCAAAAAAUGAAGCAACCAUUGAUCACCUUCGACAGGAUUUAGCUGCACAUAAGUCCCAUAUGCAUGUUAUGCAAAGCAGAUUGGACCAAGUCCAAUUGGAUGUGGAAACAAAAUCAGAUGUUUUUGAGAUUCAGGAUUUGAAGGACUGUAUUGCAAUCGAACAGGAGGAGAAAAAUGAGUUGAAUAGAAAACUCCAGGAUUUAGAAAAAGAAAUGCUGGUUAGCAGAUCAAAGCUUGUGCAGCAGCAACGAGAUUCGAAUUCAAAUUGGCAGGUUGAAACACUUAAGACCAAGCUUAUGAAGCUGAGGAAGGAGAAUGAGAUCUUAAAGCGCAAACUACAUGCAGAUGAGGGCUAGAUGGCGGCAACACAAAGCAUUUGGAUUAUGAACCCAACUACUUGUCAGCCUCAGAACUUGUCUGCACUAGUGGAUCAACAGCAUUAAUGCAAAAAUCUUGUACUGUAUAGUUUCAAACGCAAUAUUGGUGAUCUGUGGAGGUGUUUGACUGGCUGUUUUGCAGGGCUUGGACAAAGAGGUUAUUGAAAUUUGAAGUUCAGGACUGUUAUAUCAAAGUAUCACAAAGCUUUUAUUUCAGAUUCAAUGAGGCAUUGUGUUGCCCUUAAUGAAGUUGAUAAAUGCAUUUUGGGUCAAGCUCA
Rosa chinensis is the source of this 1143-nucleotide messenger RNA. RefSeq names its product protein At-4/1. The transcript has 6 exons. Lineage: Eukaryota; Viridiplantae; Streptophyta; Magnoliopsida; Rosales; Rosaceae. Bases 92 to 844 code for a protein of 250 amino acids. The record is from RefSeq and is a predicted model, not a curated record.